UCCGGCAGUGUUACCAAAAUGGUUAAGGUAAUCUUUUAUGAAAGCAGGAACUUCCAGGGUCAGCGCUAUGAGUGUAGUAGUGACUGUGCUGACCUGCACUCUUACAUCAACAGCUGUAACUCCAUCCGUGUUGAGAGUGGCUGCUGGGUGCUGUAUGAGAGACCCAAUUACAUGGGAUACCAGUAUGUUCUGACCAGGGGAGAAUACCCUGACUACCAGCACUGGAUGGGAUUCAAUGACAACAUCAGGUCAUGUCGCACUUUUAGCUAUGCAAGUGGGGCUUCAUACAGAAUGAAGAUUUACGAGAGGCCUGACUUUGGAGGACAGAUGAUGGAAUUCAUGGAUGACUGUCCAUCUGUCUACGAUCGUUUCCGUUACCGUGACAUCCACUCCUGCCAUGUGAUGGACGGUUACUGGAUCUUCUAUGAACAUCCCAACUACAGAGGGCGACAGUACUUCAUGAGGCCUGGUGAAUAUAGGAGAUACAGUGACUGGGGCGCCACUGUAGCUACUGUCGGCUCUUUCCGUCGGGUUGUGGAUAUUUAAGAAAAAUUUCAAGAAAAAUUGGUCAAAAAUAAAAAUUGCUUCCCCACAUUUAAAUUGCAGUCCAAGCCUUUUCUUGUACAUACCAUUUAGCUUGUAAGUUAUUCUGGCUGAAAAUCAGCACAUUAAAUUGGGAGGCAUUAUUUCCUUUCAAACAUUACUUCAAA
Molecule: messenger RNA, 710 nt
Organism: Chiloscyllium plagiosum (whitespotted bambooshark)
Lineage: Eukaryota; Metazoa; Chordata; Chondrichthyes; Orectolobiformes; Hemiscylliidae
Product: gamma-crystallin M2-like
Biological process (GO): visual perception; lens development in camera-type eye
Molecular function (GO): structural constituent of eye lens
Source: RefSeq, a predicted model, not a curated record